Molecule: messenger RNA, 3338 nt
Organism: Coregonus clupeaformis (lake whitefish)
Lineage: Eukaryota; Metazoa; Chordata; Actinopteri; Salmoniformes; Salmonidae
Product: beta-centractin
Exons: 11
Coding region: 161-1291 (376 amino acids)
Source: RefSeq, a predicted model, not a curated record
UAGAUAACCAGACACAGGGUUCGGUUGUGAUCAAAGCAAGCAGCGGCAGCGAGUCGUCUGAGCCCAGAGUGACAGGGCGUUAUUUACAUGAUUAGAAUAUACAAUAGGCAAUAUUGUAUCGAAGGAAUAAUAGAAACAUAUCUUAAACAAUCAGUUCGUCAUGGAGUCCUAUGACAUUAUAGCUAACCAGCCGGUUGUGAUCGAUAAUGGUUCAGGUGUUGUCAAAGCUGGCUUUGCUGGAGACCAGAUUCCCAAAUACUGCUUCCCCAACUAUGUGGGCCGUCCCAAGCAUGUGCGCGUGAUGGCAGGAGCCCUGGAGGGGGACCUCUUCAUUGGACCCAAAGCAGAGGAGCACAGAGGGUUACUGUCAGUGAGGUAUCCCAUGGAGCACGGCAUAGUGAAGGACUGGAACGACAUGGAGAGGAUCUGGCAGUACGUCUACUCCAAGGAACAGCUGCAGACCUUCUCAGAGGAGCACCCUGUCCUGUUGACUGAAGCGCCUCUGAACCCCAGUAAGAACAGGGAGAAGGCGGCUGAGGUUUUCUUCGAGACCUUCAACGUCCCCGCCCUCUUUAUCUCCAUGCAGGCAGUCCUCAGUCUCUAUGCAACAGGGCGUACCACGGGGGUGGUGUUAGAUGCGGGUGACGGGGUGACCCACGCGGUGCCCAUCUACGAGGGCUUUGCCAUCCCCCACUCCAUCAUGAGGGUGGACAUCGCUGGCAGGGACGUGUCCCGCUACCUCCGGCUGCUGCUACGCAAGGAGGGCUACGACUUCCACACCUCCGCAGAGUUUGAGGUUGUUCGCACCAUCAAAGAGAGAGCCUGCUACCUGUCCCUGAACCCCCAGAAGGAUGAGACUCUGGAGACAGAGAAGGCUCAGUACACCCUCCCCGACGGCAGCACGCUGGAUAUUGGUCCAGCCCGGUUCCGAGCACCAGAGCUGCUGUUCAGGCCAGACUUGAUCGGAGACGAGAGCGAGGGGAUCCAUGAGGUGCUGGCUUUCGCCAUCCAGAAGUCUGACAUGGACCUCCGACGCACACUCUUCUCCAACAUUGUACUGUCUGGAGGAUCUACACUGCUCAAAGGCUUCGGUGACAGGCUACUAAGCGAAGUGAAGAAGCUCGCUCCCAAAGACGUGAAAAUCAAGAUCUCCGCCCCUCAGGAGAGGCUGUACUCCACGUGGAUUGGUGGCUCCAUCCUGGCGUCAUUGGACACCUUUAAGAAGAUGUGGGUCAGUAAGAAGGAGUAUGAGGAGGACAGAGCACGGGCCAUCCACAGGAAGACCUUCUAACACCGCUGCCCUUAAACUGCCCUCAACAUUAGCUAUCUGCCUCCAACCUUCCCUCACACUACCAUCCAAUGCUCCUGUAUCGGCCCUCAGUUGCCCCACAUUGCCAAUUUGCCCCAGACAAUUCCAACGGUCCCCAUAUUGCCCUCCAUUACCAUUCCAUACAGCCCAAUGUCUGCCCCAGUCUCUCCCCCUUUGUUACCCCCAUCCUCUGGCCAGGGGAGUUUCUAUAUACACCCUCCCUCAGUUCAGCAUGCCUUUUGUUGCCACCCACCCCACCCAUGGGUGUAGGGAGAGAGCAGGGUGCCCCUUCAGGUAAACCUGUGACCCCCUCACCUCCUCCCUCCACACACACACCCCUCGACCCCAAACAUACCCCUCACACACACCCAGGGCUGCGUGGGCAUUUGUCAAUACUGUGGACUGUCUGUUUUUCUGUUCUAAAGGGGGCAAUGCUAUACUCUACUCAAACCUGAAGUAUUUAUAUUACUCUCCUAUCUUCCCUACCUAGCGUCAUAUCAUCCAGUGACAAUGAAGGUGAAUGUUUUUUUUGAUACUGUAAGAAUUUCAUUCCAAACCGAAGAGAUUGACUUUUGCUUUUUAAAAAUGUUUAAUAUUUUGGUCAUCACGGUAACAGAUCACCAUGUUGAAGUCACCAUUGUUUUGUUGUUUUAGUUUUAGUUUCCAUUUGUUUAAUUAGUUCGUAUUGAGGGUUAGGGUUAUGACAGUCUGCUAUUGGAAUAGGUCAUGCUGCUCUCUGUGGUCUGGGGUAAAGAAUACCACUGUGUUUUACAUUGGCUCAUAAAACAUCCAAGGAAUUCAUUGGAAAACAUUAAAGGAACUUCUCUCUCCACCAACCCUCCUACAGGUGUUUAACAACAAUGACUACUGGACAUGUUUAGAUGGCAGCGAUGUUUAACGCUUCCUUAUAUUGAUGUGUCAAAAUAUAAAGUAUCUCCAUUCGGUUAGCUGUGUUUUUUUCCUCUUUGUCUGAAAAUGAUGUUUGUGAAAUGGUUUGAUAACAGAGGAGUGAUGAGAUGUACCCUCCUCACUCAGUACAAAACCCAACAGGGGGAUUUCAACAUUAUAUGACCAUUACUAUUUCUAAAUGACCGUUAAAUAUAUGAAAGCUAAACUUUGGGACCUGUUGGAACCUUGAAUGCCUUCUCCUUCUAAAAUUUAAAACUGACAAAGUGCUGUCUGUGAAAAAGUUGGCAUCCAGGCCUGCAUCAGAUGUGUUCCUGUUAUUAGUGGUCUGUGUUAGACAGAGAGACUGGUCUGAGAGCUGUGUGCCUGUACAGGUUCAACUCUGAGGAGGUCUAAGUCUCCCCUAACCACUGAUGCAGGGUCAGAUUUAUUCAUCACCCAACUGGUUAACCUUCAGAUUGUGUGAACGUUUAUCUGAUCCUAGACCUGGAGUGAACUCUGAUCUCAGUGUUAGAGGUUAAGGGUCAGGGUCUAGCUGAGGAUCUGUGGGAAGGCCACUGAGAUCCUCCGACAAACAUUUUCGCUUUUCUAGUGCUCCAUAUUUGGCUCCAUUUAAACCAUGGUGGAGAUUAACUGUUAAAUAUGCAACUGUUAUUUUAAAGCACCAUAAUUGUAUGUAUUGGAUAUAAACUUUGAGAGAUGUUUAGUUGCUAUAGACUUUAGUAGGACCAUUCUCGUAGUAAGCACGUAGAAGCACAAGAUGGUGGAUUAUUAUCAGUUAGUUUCUACCCUCUAUUCCCCUCAUGUACCAGUAGAAGUCUGGGUGGUAUUAUGGCUAAGCUGGGUUCCCUGCAUCUCAGUGGCAGGAAAAAGGUUGUGUCUAAACCUGUGUCCUUCUUACUCCUAUGCCCCGGCACCGGAAAGUCCACUAGCAUCUGGGUGUUUUUUAAAAGGUUCUAAACUUCAUCAGCCUUGUGUACAGUGGAACGCUUUUCAAAAAGUCAACAACAACUAAAGAAGCUAGUUAAAUACAGGAAUAAAAAUGUACAAUACUGUUUAUUCAAGUCUUGCUUUUACUUUUCAUUUUGUAAAUUCAGUAUAAUAAAUAAGUUAAUGACUGCUG